Orbilia oligospora ATCC 24927 is the source of this 894-nucleotide messenger RNA. RefSeq lists its product as uncharacterized. The record is from RefSeq and is a predicted model, not a curated record. NCBI's taxonomy places the organism in Eukaryota, Fungi, Ascomycota, Orbiliomycetes, Orbiliales, Orbiliaceae. The coding region runs from base 1 to 894 and encodes 297 amino acids. Gene Ontology annotation, cellular component: nucleus. Gene Ontology annotation, biological process: regulation of DNA-templated transcription; DNA alkylation repair. The transcript has a single exon.
AUGGCUUCAAGCAGCUCCAGCAACAGCAGGGCGCGGGAUCAGGGACAGUCAUCAUCAUUCCCAACUUUCAAAGAUCGCGGUCCCUCCAAGUCGCCGACCCAUUUCCUCUGUCUUCCUCUCCACGGAAACUACUACCAAACACUCCCACCGGCUCAUUUAUCCUUAAAAACAGCUCUAAAACAGUUCACAAUAGAUGAGGCAAACCCAGAAAGUGGGCUGUCUGAGUCCGAUGAGAAAUUCAGAAUCCCGCCGGAUGCUUUCCGGCCAUUUGAUACUCUACACCUAACACUCGGUGUUAUGACGUUAUCUACCAAAGAAGAAGUCGAAAAUGCGAUAUCGACACUAAAAAGCCUAGAUCUUUCACAAUUUUUACCCCCUGCUGUAUCGGGUGGAGAUAAGAAGCUCUAUGUAGACCUCAAGGGCCUGCAACCAUUCUUAAACUCCAAGUCCACAAUCGCUGGUUGCCGUGUGAUUUUUCUCCCACCAACAGAUGCCUCGUCGUCGUCUCAAACCCGGCUACUACAGUUUAGCGAAGCCCUUCGCUCACAUCUCAUCGAAAAGGGUAUUUUAACGUCUGAAAAUAGGCCGUUGAAGUUGCAUGCGACAGUUAUAAAUACAGUCUACUGUAAACGGAUAAAUCCGGCAUUGGAUUCCAGAAAUACCAGAAACAGAGAUAGGGGUUCAAGGUCAAAUAAGAUUGAAAGAGUAGAGUUUGAUGGCUCGGAGGUACUGGAGAGGUACAAGGACCACGUAUGGGCGGUAGGCGUGGAGAUAGAUCGUGUGCAAAUAUGCAGAAUGGGGGCAAAGAAGGGCCAGGAAGUUGUUCUGGAGGAUGGAACGGUAGAGGUCAUCGGUGGUGGCUAUGAGUCUAUCGUGGACAGGCUGAUAGAAUAA